Molecule: messenger RNA, 876 nt
Organism: Exophiala aquamarina CBS 119918
Lineage: Eukaryota; Fungi; Ascomycota; Eurotiomycetes; Chaetothyriales; Herpotrichiellaceae
Product: exosome complex component RRP45
Exons: 3
Coding region: 1-876 (291 amino acids)
Biological process (GO): nuclear polyadenylation-dependent mRNA catabolic process; U1 snRNA 3'-end processing; U5 snRNA 3'-end processing
Cellular component (GO): nuclear exosome (RNase complex); cytoplasmic exosome (RNase complex)
Source: RefSeq, a predicted model, not a curated record
AUGCCUCGAGAAAUCGAAAUUUCCACCAUUGAGCGCAACUUUAUUCUGGAUGCCCUCAGCCAGAAAAUUCGGGUGGAUGGCAGAAAGUUAGAUCAAUUCAGAGAUCUUGAUCUAGAAUUUGGCGAUGAGUAUGGUACAGUUACACUCCGUCUAGGAAAGACGAGGGUGCAUGUGCAAAUAUCCGCAGAAGUUACCAAGCCGCUUGAGGAGCGUAAAUUCGAGGGCGUUUUUACAAUUACCACCGAGCUCAGUCCCCUUGCAUCCCCAGCAUAUGAAGUUGGCAGGCAAACGGAGCCAGAAGUGAUUCUUUCAAGAAUCCUGGAGAAGGCAAUCCGGAGGUCCAAUUCCAUCGACACCGAGUCAUUGUGCAUUAUUGCUGGGGCCAAAUGCUGGUCUGUCCGGGCUGAUGUGCAUGUAUUGGACGCUGAUGGUGGGUUGAUCGAUGCUUCUUGUAUUGCCAUCGUUGCAGCAUUGCGCCACUUUCGAAGACCGGACGUCUCCGUAGCCGGAGAGAGGGUGACCAUCUACAGCAUGGCUGAACGAGUACCCGUUCCAUUGAGCAUCAUGCACCAUCCAGUGUGUGUGACAUGCAGCUUCUACCACAAUGGCCAAACAAUCUUAUUGGAUGCGACACGGAGCGAAGAGCAAGUGCGGGAGGCUGAAGCCAUUCUCACAGUCAAUGAUUUUGAAUUAUGUCAAGUGGCUAAGCUGGGAGGAAGCCCGGUCGAUGCGGUGGUACUCCUCAAGUGCAUUAGUACAGCCCUGACCAAAGGAAAAGAAAUCAAUGGAAUGGUCACGAGGAAGUUGGCAGAGGACGUAACGAGGCGAGAUGUGGGUGGACUGAUAGCCGAACUGAGGGCGGAAAAUGAGAGAUAG